AUGGCUACCAAAGGAAGUUUAUUUGCGUCAAAUCUGAGAGCAAAAAAGAAAAUCCCGCCCGAACUAGCACAAACUCUGCCUUUGCCGGUGCACGAUAAAGCUGCAGCCGAAUCGUUGCAGAUAGAAGCCAUUUUUACGGGUUUCUCAAUCGAUGUAACGCAUUCCGAUUCGAUUCGUGUGUUAUGCUUAAACGGAGGCUUUGGCCAGGGAAUGCAGUCUCGGGCAUUUCCGGCCUGUAUUACAAAUUCACGGCAGCAGGUUCGCAAGCGCAAACGAAACACGACAACAUCAGCAGGCGUAGAGCCUAAUUCUAGCCAAACGCUUGAGAAUGAGCCUCUUUGCUUAUUCUUGGAGGAAGCAUUCUUUUUGAUGCACACGCUAGGCAUUUUGCAUUUAAAAGACUUAUUCGAUAAUACUAUAAGGCCACUAGAGGCCUUUGAAAAGUUUCGUAAAAUAAAGAAAAACUUCCUAGCGUGCUACUGUGCGUAUUUGUAUCUGAAGUCGAAGAAUUGGGUCAUUAAGAGUGGAAUCAAAUUCGGUGGAGAUUUCGUGAUAUACGUGAAAGGUCCGCAGUUUUACCAUGCAUCGUACAUUGUACUGGUACAGGAGAUGUUUGAAGGAAAACAGAUCGAUUCACAUGCUGUCGAUGGUUUGGACUUUCAAGGUUUCAAUCGGAUUGCGGAAACUACAGCAAAGGAUAUACUGUUCCUGGAGGUGCACUAUCCCUCAACGUUAGAUCGAAUGGAUAAUGUCGCCUGUUUGGCAGGAUUGAAAGAUGUACGUGUUGCUGAACUGUUCACAAAGCACCACAACUAUUUGGCAGCACGAAAUCAAUCAUGA
Messenger RNA from Anopheles marshallii, 840 nucleotides. It is a transcript of the gene Tsen2, whose product is annotated as tRNA-splicing endonuclease subunit Sen2. The transcript has 2 exons. Gene Ontology annotation, cellular component: tRNA-intron endonuclease complex. The record is from RefSeq and is a predicted model, not a curated record. The coding region runs from base 1 to 840 and encodes 279 amino acids. Gene Ontology annotation, biological process: tRNA splicing, via endonucleolytic cleavage and ligation; tRNA-type intron splice site recognition and cleavage. NCBI's taxonomy places the organism in Eukaryota, Metazoa, Arthropoda, Insecta, Diptera, Culicidae. Gene Ontology annotation, molecular function: tRNA-intron lyase activity; nucleic acid binding.